Messenger RNA from Darwinula stevensoni, 309 nucleotides. The record is from the annotation of a GenBank genome assembly. Lineage: Eukaryota; Metazoa; Arthropoda; Ostracoda; Podocopida; Darwinulidae.
AUGGCACUCAUGUCGUUUUCCCCGGCGCACCAAGUUGUCCAUGAUAAUGGCCGCCAGCAAUUCGUCGUCAUCUUGAGUGACAGAGAUCGAGCUUUCAUCAACUACAACAUUCUUCCUUCUGGAGUUCUUGACUUGUUUCAUACAGAAGUUCCAGAAGCCUACCGUGGACAGGGCAUUGCAAAGGUCUUAGCAAAGGAGGCGUUUGAUUAUGUUGUCGCAAAUGGACUUCGAAUGCGCCUCACUUGUUGGUACCUGCAGAAAUUCCUUCGAGAUAAUCCCACCCAGGAAUAUUUGAGUCACCUUGAAUAG